Molecule: messenger RNA, 1124 nt
Organism: Planococcus citri (citrus mealybug)
Lineage: Eukaryota; Metazoa; Arthropoda; Insecta; Hemiptera; Pseudococcidae
Exons: 5
Coding region: 250-819 (189 amino acids)
Source: RefSeq, a predicted model, not a curated record
UCAUGAUGCAGUAAGAUUUGGCUCAAAAUUUUAAUCAAGUUAUCGAAGUACAGCAAAAUGGACUAACUCGUUUUAGUGAGCAGUCAAGCAUGGUGAAAAACAGUUAUAAAAGCCAAAAUAUAAUACCAACAAACCACCAUGGUGCUCCACGCAGCUACCUCACAUGUGUUUGUCUAAUAAGUACUUCUUACUACUUGGUAGUUGCCAGUUGGUUUUCCUCAACAUUCAUCAUCAGAUUUAUUUUCUUAUAUGAAAAUGUUGUCACGAACAAUAAAUUUUCCAACUCAACGUCGUAGAUAUCGAUAUCGGCAGAGAAGACCGUCCACAUCGAGAAACAUAGCAUCGAAUAGUAAUAAAGUUACAGCAGCUGCGACGUACAACAAAGAAGUGUACGUAAAAUCAGUUACUUCGUAUAUUCAAGACAAAGAUAUCACUCGAGCAGAAAUCAAACCACUAGUUGAAGAAUUUCGAAAAUUAUUCCUCGAGCAUGAAUUGAAAGACCGAGGACAGCAAGAGCAAGGGUCUUCUCAUUCUGACGUAUCCGAGGAAGCAUUGAAUGUGGAUUCGCUGAACUCGAGUAUUCAAGAAUUGGAGGCGAGUAUUCAGAAACAUACAACUUUGAUAAAUCUCGAAGAAAAGAAAACAUUGUUGAGUGUUGUUACCGAAAUCUUCAGAACAAUGUACUUCACGGAUAACGAUCGAAACCGUAUUGCUGGGCAUUUGCAGAAGCUAGAUGAAAGUUUGAUCCCGAAAAUGAGAAUAGAAUUAAAAUCGAGUAAUAACGAAUGUAUCACCAAUCACCAAAUCCACACGGUUUGAAUCUGAAUAGGUACCAACAAUACCAAGAAGCUACCGCCGACGAAGAUGCUGAAUUCGAGGAAGAGCAAGAACAACAUGUCGAUGAAAAUUAAUUUAGUUUCGCUUCUUUAUUCAUUAUGUAAUUUGUAAUCAUGAUUUUCAAUAGUGUUUCUAUUCGUUGUUUUCACCAACGAUUUCUGUUGAAUACGAAUUUAAUUACCUAUGUCUUUUUUUACGAGAGUGAAAAAUAACGUAUUUUGGAAAGAACCGAAAGAUAAAAUAUGGCUGAUGUAUUGUAAUUGAGAUAUAAAAAUUGAUAUUUGAUA